CACUCGCUCUGUUUCUCUGAUAUUUUGCUCUUCGCUGUUCACGCUUCUCUCGGCGCCUUAAACUCAAAAGCUCACACUAUCUCACUCUCUCUCUCUCUCUCAGCUGAGUCUAGAUCUAUAGCUCUCGCUUUCCAAAGCAGAAAACCCUAGAGAAAUGGUCUACACCAUCUCAGGGAUACGAUUCCCUGCUGUUUCACCGCUCUGCAACCGCUCGCGAUCGAACUUCACUGGCAAUCGCAGUUCAAAUAUCUCUCUCUUGCCUACCAAGGAUUCGUUUUCUCGGAAGAUCUUUGCUGGAAAGUCUUCUCCCGAUUCUGACUCCCCGUCUUUAACGGUUGCUGCAUCUAAUAAAAUCCUUGUUCCUGGAAGUCAGGGAGAUGGCUCUUUAUCCUUGACAGAUCAGUUGGACAAUCCUGAAACAGUUUUGGAAGAUCCCCAGGGAUUGCAUGAUGUGGAUAAUCAAACCAUGGAAAAUGACAAGAAGCUCAAGGAUGAAGAAAACUUUGUGGAAUCAAUCAGGGGUUACAAUGAGGUUCAGCAUGAGCAAGAGUCUGCCGCUUCAUCACUUGUAGGUGAUGAUAGUAGAGCUCAGGGAAAAAAGGCAUCUGUUCCUAUUGCCAAGACAAUAACCAUUGAAAAGGAUGAAGUUAGACCAAGGAUCAUUCCCCCACCUGGCCCUGGCCAUGGAAUAUAUGAAAUAGAUCCACUUCUGAAUAAUCAUCGUGAACAUCUUGACUACCGUUAUGGACAGUACAAAAGAUUGCGUGAGGCAAUUGACAAGAAUGAAGGUGGUUUGGAGGUGUUUUCUCGUGGUUAUGAAAAAUUUGGUUUCAUCCGCAGUGACACAGGUAUAACUUACAGAGAGUGGGCACCUGGAGCUAAGUCAGCAGCCUUGAUUGGGGAUUUUAACAACUGGAAUCCUAACGCUGAUGUUAUGACCCGGAAUGAGUUUGGUGUCUGGGAGAUCUUUUUGCCAAACAAUGCAGACGGUUCUCCACCAAUCCCACAUGGUUCUCGAGUGAAGAUCCACAUGGAUACUCCAUCUGGCAUUAAGGACUCCAUUCCUGCUUGGAUCAAGUUCUCUGUACAGGCUCCAGCUGAAAUUCCUUAUAAUGGCAUAUACUAUGAUCCGCCCGAAGAGGAAAGGUAUGUAUUUAAACAUCCUCAGCCGAAAAGACCUAAAUCACUUAGGAUAUAUGAAGCGCACGUUGGAAUGAGUAGUACGGAGCCAAAAAUCAACACAUAUGCCAACUUCAGAGACGAUGUGCUGCCGCGCAUUAAAAAACUUGGUUAUAAUGCGGUUCAGAUCAUGGCUAUUCAAGAGCAUUCAUAUUAUGCUAGCUUUGGGUACCACGUCACAAAUUUUUUUGCACCUAGCAGCCGUUGUGGAACUCCAGAUGAUCUUAAGUCUCUGAUAGAUAAAGCCCAUGAGCUAGGUCUGCUUGUUCUCAUGGAUAUUGUUCAUAGCCAUGCAUCAAAUAAUGUGUUAGAUGGACUGAACUUGUUUGAUGGAACUGAUAGUCAUUACUUCCACUCUGGGUCACGUGGAUAUCAUUGGAUGUGGGAUUCUCGCCUCUUCAAUUAUGGAAGCUGGGAAGUACUAAGGUUUCUUCUCUCAAAUGCAAGAUGGUGGCUUGAAGAAUACAAAUUUGAUGGAUUCAGAUUUGAUGGUGUGACAUCAAUGAUGUACACUCACCAUGGACUGCAGGUAGCAUUUACUGGAAAUUAUACUGAGUACUUUGGAUUGGCAACUGAUGUAGAUGCUGUGGUUUACCUGAUGCUGGUCAAUGAUGUCAUUCAUGGACUUUUCCCUGAGGCUGUUAGUAUUGGUGAAGAUGUCAGUGGAAUGCCAGCAUUCUGCAUUCCUGUUCAAGAUGGUGGUAUUGGCUUUGAAUACCGCCUUCACAUGGCUAUUGCUGAUAAAUGGAUAGAGCUUCUCAAGAAGAAGGAUGAGGAUUGGAGAAUGGGUGAUAUUAUUCACACUCUCACCAACAGAAGGUGGUUAGAGAAGUGCAUUGCUUAUGCUGAAAGUCAUGACCAAGCUCUUGUUGGUGACAAGACAAUUGCAUUCUGGUUGAUGGACAAGGAUAUGUAUGACUUCAUGGCUUUUGACAGACCAUCAACUCCCCUUGUUGAUCGUGGAAUAGCAUUACACAAAAUGAUCAGGCUAAUUACUAUGGGAUUGGGUGGAGAGGGUUAUUUGAAUUUCAUGGGAAAUGAAUUUGGACAUCCUGAGUGGAUUGAUUUUCCAAGGGGUGAUCGAAAUCUUCCUGAUGGCAGAAUAAUUCCUGGGAACAAUAACAGUUAUGAUAAAUGCAGGCGUAGAUUUGAUCUUGGAGAUGCAGAAUAUCUAAGAUAUCAUGGAAUGCAAGAAUUUGACCGGGCAAUGCAGCAUAUAGAAGAAACUUAUGGUUUCAUGACUUCUGAGCACCAAUAUGUAUCGCGCAAGGAUGAAGGGGACAAGGUUAUUGUCUUUGAAAGGGGGAACCUUGUCUUUGUCUUUAAUUUUCAUUGGACCAACAGCUACUCAGACUACCGAGUGGGCUGCUUCAAGCCAGGAAAAUAUAAGAUUGUUUUGGAUUCAGACGAUGCAAUAUUUGGAGGCUUCAAUAGGAUUGAUCACAGUGCUGAGUACUUCAGCUUUUCACGUGAGCAGGAUGGAUGGUAUGAUGAGCGGCCUCGUUCUUUCUUAGUAUAUGCACCUUGUAGAACAGCAGUGGUCUAUGCUUUAGUAGAGGAUGAACUGGAACCUGUUAAACACUGAUCUAAUGCUUAUAAUGGUUCUCCUGAUGUGACCAUGAUUUAGUCUUGCUGCCCUCCUGGAGGUAAUAUUAAAUGGCCACUAUAUGCAGUUCCAUCCUUGUAAAUUUUACAUUGCCAACAACCCCAAGAUGGGAUGAUCGAGGAGAAAAGUACAUAAGUAAAGGCAGAACAUGUGCACAAAAUUACAUUUCCAUGCGGCGCACGGGACCAGUCCUUUGUGAGUAGAUCUGUGGCAUUCUGUAUAUGUUUCAGUUGUAACUUGCAAGCUAAACUAUGUUCAGCGCUGUGGAUUUCAGCAAAGACAAUUUUGAUGUAUAGCACGCAAUGCAUUGUAAUGCUCUAAUGCAUCCAUCUAAUAAAAAUCAAGAUAUGGGGUUAUGCAGGUGUGCUUGCAUGCUUAA
This is a messenger RNA of Quercus lobata, 3164 nucleotides long. RefSeq names its product 1,4-alpha-glucan-branching enzyme 2-2, chloroplastic/amyloplastic-like. The transcript has 22 exons. Gene Ontology annotation, molecular function: 1,4-alpha-glucan branching enzyme activity; hydrolase activity, hydrolyzing O-glycosyl compounds; cation binding. Lineage: Eukaryota; Viridiplantae; Streptophyta; Magnoliopsida; Fagales; Fagaceae. Gene Ontology annotation, cellular component: cytoplasm. Gene Ontology annotation, biological process: glycogen biosynthetic process; starch metabolic process. The record is from RefSeq and is a predicted model, not a curated record. Bases 155 to 2764 code for a protein of 869 amino acids.